CGUGGUUCGCGUACGUCGUGGCAAUGGUAGUGACGGAGAGCAACGGUGUAUGGUGUGGUCACUAGGGCCAGCGAGCCAUCGUCGAUGCCACAUCGACUCGCGGUACCGGACCGUGAACAUCAAAACGAAUCUUUUCUCCCGCGUUUACCAUUCUAACGGCGCGUUCUGCACCGAGGCACGCAGAUUUAACACACGUAUACGUUAUACCGAGACACGCAGAGAACAAGAAACAAAGGGACACAGUGGAAAAGGCAAAGAGUGUGUAUAAUCGUUGGUAUACACGGUAUAAUAGACCGAGCCUUGAGGGACGAAGAGAAACGAGUUUGCAAACGAGGCCGGUCGUAGUGAAGCUUCAGUCCGGCUCGAGUGAUCGCCGAGUCGCGUGUUUCCUAUCGUGAUAGAAAGUAAACAUACGGAUAGUUCUCGGUUUUUGUCUAUUUUCCUACAGUUUCGGUGCGCGACGCGAGUUUGCCCUUUGAAUCGUUACCUCGUGUUGUUGCACUCGCAUGAAAGAUCGGUAUACGACUGUGAAUAGAAGUGAGUUAAAAUGACUAUACACAAGAAGACGAGUGGAAAGAGCAAGGGGAGCUCGAAGGAAGUUGCCACGACUUCUUCUAGUUCUUCGGAUAUGACAACCGUUGAGACGGUCGAGAUGGUAUCGUCGACGAGCAUGGUCGAGGAAGCGACACAGAUUAUGGAGAGCGAAUCUAGGAGCAGCGUCGUCGAGGUAACCAGCGCGAGUCGCGAGGUUAUCAUGGAUUCCAAGGGUAACGUAAUUAAGGUGAUCGAGUCUGCUCCUCAGACUGUUGGUCAAAGUACGUCUACAUAUAGAACGGGUAAGAGUUCUCAGGACUUUAUAGCGCAAGAACAGAUGCAGUCUGUUAAACAGGGAAAAACUGUUCGUGACAGUCCACAAAAUGUUAAGGACGUCGAGGUACGUUCGGAUGGGCAUCGAGGAGAAACGUUGGAACAAGUUAGUAGAUCGUCCGAGAGUCGCAGCGAGUCUCGAGCAGAAACUAUUCAGAAAUCUAUAUCCUCUUCGAUGGUCGUGGAAACAUCGUCUUCGAUGGGAGAUUAUUACGAUCAGCUAUCAAAGACGACGACUUCCAACGGUAUCGUGAACGGUGAUCACGUUCCUAGAAUACAUACGUCAUCGAAAUCAUACGAAAGCAAACAAGCCAGUAAAGAAACGUACGAAGAGACAACCAAGGAUGGAAAAACGUUCGCGAAUAUCUCGAGGAUCCACGAAUCAGGUGAAAAACUCGAUGACAACGGUAGAGUAACAGCCACUCAGAGUCGUAUCAUUGACAAGGAGACCACGGUCGUACCCUCGGACGUAGGUCGAGUUAAACAUACGGAUGAUGUCAGAAUAGCCAGUAACAAGGUCAUCCUCGAUUCUUCCUCCAACGCCACUGUUAGCGAAAGCACCGCGAAGAGCAGCGUAAAAGCGGACAAAAUUAGCGACGUUGUCACGCGGUGCAACAAACCCGGCCAGUCUACGUGGGAUGGCACGUUUAUUAGCGAAAGUCCGGCUAAAGACAAGGACGUCUCGAGAAAAGUCGAUACGUCUCGAACAGACCGGGACAGUAUAGACAAGGCAAAAGUAGAUCGCUUGGUGUCCAAAGUUAACACCGAUAAUGUACAAGAGAGCAUGUCGAGCAUUGAAAUCUCUGAGAGUUCGUUUAUCGAUCAGCGUUCAUCGUCGACGGUAAUACAGGACUCGAAAAUUAUCAUCGACGAGGGUCGUUCUAGCUCCACUAACAUCGAAAGUUUUGAUCGAAAUGUUAACUCGAUCGGUCGCGACAUUCACAAACAGGUUUCUGAGGAUACGAUCGAUUUUGCCGGAGGACAGAGGCAAGUUACGACGGAAGUACACUCGAAAGGAUCGACUCGAUACACGAAACCUGGAGAGUCUACGUGGGACGGUACAUUUAUGGUCGAAAAAACACCAGAAACAAGAAAAAGGAACGUGUCAGAUGCUUCUGUCUUUCAUCAUCCUGGUGGAGAUAAUGUUAUAGAAUCAACACAGAGAACGGAUUUCAAGGAGAAAAGUUCUGACGGAUCUUACGAAAAGAAAUCUUCGAACGUUGUCCACGUGGUACAAGGCGGCACGGACUCUUCGAGGUUCAUUUCGGAAGAACGCAAAGAUGUCACGGAGGAAAUUUACAUCGAUGGAAAACCUGUUAGUAAAACGGAGCUUUUAAGAGACAGAUCGUCGUCUACUAGAGGAGGAAAAAUUACGAGACCCGGUGAUUCAACGUGGAACGGACAAUUUGUAUACGAAAAGCCACAGGAUGGCGGUAAGAAAUUAUCGAGUGACAAAACUGUGGUUAGAACGAGCGCGAAAAGACACGAUUCCGUGGAUGUUCAAGACGUCACGGAGGAGCAGAAUAUCUCCAGUAUGUCAGAGUCUGUUUCGUCUUCGUACGUCGUGGAAUACGCUACAUCCACCGACGAGAAGAAAAAAACUAGCGAAAAGGUGACCUCUGUUUCUGAAAUAAUUAUAGAAGAAGAUUCCGGAGAUGGAGGUUCUCCUCGACGAUCAACUCCAGAAAAAUCAGUUACCCGUGACACUACUUCGCGAUGUUACAAACCUGGCCAAUCUACUUGGGAUGGCAGUUUCAUUUACGAAAAGCCGCAAGUUCAUGAACGUCGAAAGCCGGAUAGCCGAAGGCCGACCGAUUCCAUCAUCAUUCGCGACGUUACAGAGGACAAUUCGAUAAACGAGGCGGAAAUUUCAUCAACGGCGUACGUAGUCGAACAUUCAUCGAGUCAACAGAGUUUCACCGAUGUCAAAGAUUCUAGUUUAUCUUCCGUACACGAGACGAUUGUUUACGAUGUGCAACCUGCUCGCCAAGAUCGUCCAUCGAGCAGAACAUCGAGUAGACCAGAAACUCCUGACAAAACACCUAAAGGAAGAGAUACCAGGCUUACCAAGCCUGGUUCGUCGACCUGGGAUGGAACUUUCGUCAUGGAGAAAUCGCCAGAAACGAAAAGACCGUCUAGCAGAGAAUCCGUUGAUAGACCGGCAGAUAAAAUUCGACCUGAACCAAGAGAAAGUCCAAUACCGAAAUCGAGAAAGCACAUCAGUGACACCACUUUGGAUAUUCGUGAUACUUCUCAGCAAGUAUCUACUAGUUCAGAAGUUUAUAGCAAUUCCAUUGUAUUGGAACAGUCUACCACACACGAGAGCUAUACCGAUUCGUCGAACGUGGAUUACUCCACGAGUUCCGUAGAGACAGUAAUUGUUCGUAAUGGCGUUCCAACGACGAUACAGAAGUCUGCGACGAUCGAUGAUAGAUCUAAGAGUCCCGAGAAGAAAGCUUUGGAACAUAAAGGGUUGCAACCAGAAGACUCCAAGUCGCCUGACAAACGUCCUAAGAGCCCCAGUAAAACUGACAGCUCUUUUAGACCGUCCAAACCAGGUGCUUCAACGUGGGAUGGUUCGUUUGUUUACGAAAAACCCGCGAAGAAGCCUACCGAUAAGAAACCAUCGACAGACGUCUCACGUCGUCCUACCGAUGAACGAGCUCCCAUUCGAACGUCGCCAGUAGAUAAUGGAAAAUUGCCAGAAGAUAAGAAACCGACUUAUCUCACUGAAAAAUCUAUCACUUUAUCGGACACUACAAUGGAGACUUCUGAAUUUGUCACGUCGACGAUGCUUGAACGAACUCUGGCUUCAGAUUCCGAAGUUUUUGAUUCGUCCAAGGUCUCUACAACGAUAUUUCAUGAAAUCGACGAUAAGAAACGCACCACAGAUACCGAAAGAGAACUUCGAAGAGAGAUUUCUCGAUCACCAUUUGGAAAACAACCUGAAGACGGGAGAAAGUCUCCUGAAAGACGUCCUAAGAGUCCUGAGAAAGGUCCGGUGGAUAGAUCUAUGAGACCGACUAAACCAGGCGCGUCAACUUGGGAUGGUUCGUUUGUAUAUGAGAAACCACAAGAUCAGAAGAAGAAACCGACUGACCAACAGAAGGAACCAGUAGACGAAAAAAAGAGACCAAAAGAAUCUCCCAUAAGAGAUGAACCUAAAGACAGACCAAGUUCUGUCGUGCCGAAAGAUGAUACCACGAAAAUUUCAGUCGUGAAACAUGAUAUGACGGACACCAGGGAGGAUGUCAUGGAUAUUGAUAUAGUUCAGAAAUCUUCUUACGUAAUCGAUCAAUCGUCGUUCACCUCGGUGCAGGACGUUCGCAACGUGUUAGAGGAACGUGUCAUCAGCGAGUUUACAACGGACACGCGUAAAGAUGUGAGAGAUGUCACCAAGUCAACGACCGAAUUCAUCGACAACGAGCAGGUGACUAGUAUGGUAGCGCGGGAUGUCGUUGAUGACACCAGGUUUGACAGAUUCACCACCUCGACUCCCAGAUCUCCAGCUGAUACUCCACAGAAAGAAUCGCCGGAACGACCUGGUUAUCCGCGAGGAAUCCCUGGACUGCGGGAAGACGAUCGACCAAAACCGAUUCCAGCAGCUGGGAAGCCGAGUCGACCUCCGCAACGAGAACAGAGUCCCGGGGAAAGAUAUACUGGCGCCAGGCCACAGACUCCAGGAAAAGUUCGUGACUAUGUAUCCCCGACAAGAAAACCAGUGCCCGCGGCAGGGAAACCAAGUCGCCCCGAGGAAAGACCUGGCAAGGUACCGCGUGCCGAUGAAACGGUGCCAGGCGCUAGCAAACCGACGCAACCCGAUGAGCAACCAAAGGGACCUGGCAAACCCGAUGAAAGGCCAGCCGCUGGAAAACCGAGCCGACCGGAGGAUAAACCGGAGAGAUUUGAUGACAAGCCGAAGAGAGGAGAUCAGACGCCUGACUCCCUCGAGGAGGACGAUGUUCAGCCCGGAAAACUACCCAACUACAUACUGUCCAAGAUCCCUCUGAAGGAGCAAUGCAUCUGCGAACUCUGUACCUGCGGACGACAUCGCUGUCCGCACAAUCUGCCACAAGAUCACCUUGAGAUUCCUCGAGAUGGCCCCGUCCACGCGGUGACUUCCUAUCGCGAGGAAUUCGACGAGAAACACGUCGACAGGCAGACAGUGUACCACCAGGAAGACCAUCUUCGGAUGGAAGGAGAAUUCAUCGGAGAGAGGCGAACAGACUAUGUGGUGACGAGGGGCGAGAGAGCACCGGUAAGGAAACCGCAGGAUAACCUGAAACCGGAGGGUGAGUUCAUCGGUAGACCCAGGGAGGAAGCUCCAACGAAAGGAGAGAAAGCUCCAGUGAAAAAGCCGCAGGAUAACUUGAAGCCAGAAGGCGAAUUCAUUGGAAGACCGAAGGAAGAAGCCCCGAAAUAUGGAGAUCGAACACCUGUCAGGCGACCUCAGGAUAAUCUCAGACCGGAAGGAGACUUCGACAGUACAACCACCACGGAGCUGGUGUUCACCGGUACACCCGGUGAACGUCCCAGACCAGUACGUCGCAACACCUAUACAAAGGUCGAGGGUGAAUUCAUCGACUCGACCACUACAAGAUCCGAAUACGUCGAUCAUCGAACGGUUCAACGUGCCGAGAUCAUCAAACGUACGGAUAACCUCACAGUGGGAGAGGGUGAAUUCACAGGUACCUCUCAUCAUAAAGAGGAUUUCCACACGUACGACAUAGUUGAGAGGACACCUCGACGACGACUCGACUACACCGACGAGGAUGACCGCUUCUAUGGCAAAACCGAUAUCGUGGAAAGCACCACAACGACUCAGGAACAGUAUCAAACUUUCGAUCAAACCGACUAUAGAAGCACUGCCGUGAUUAGACGAGACGAUAAUUUGAGACCAGAAGGACCGUUUGAAGGAGUGCCUCAUACUAAGGACGACUACGUUGUGCCACAGAUAAUGAAGAGACCGGAACCGCAGAAACCCAAGGACAAUUUGCGACCUGAAGGACCGUUCGAAGGAAGACCGAAAGACGAUUAUAAACCAACCGGAGGCGAAAGGGCAGACGUGAAGAGACCACAGGAUAACUUGAAGCCCGAAGGACCGUUCGAGGGACGUCCAAAAGACGAUUAUUCACCGAAAACAGCUGAACGUCCGGAAGUUAAGAGACCUGAGGAUAACCUAAGACCAGAAGGACCAUUCGAAGGACGACCUAAAGACGAUUAUAAACCUACUAGAGGAGAUAGAGCAGAUAUCAAGAGACCUGAAGAUAAUUUAAGACCCGAAGGACCAUUCGAAGGACGUCCAAAGGAUGAUUUCAUGCCUAAAACAGCGGAAAGGCCAGAAGUAAGAAGGCCUCAGGAUAACUUGCGACCAGAAGGACCAUUCGAAGGACGCCCGAAGGAUGAUUUCACACCGAAAGUAGCUGAACGUCCAGAAGUAAAGAGGCCACAGGAUAAUUUGAGACCCGAAGGUCCGUUCGAAGGACGUCCAAAGGAUGAUUUUUCACCGAAGCGAGGUGAAAGACCAGAGGUUAGAAGACCUGAGGAUAAUUUGAGGCCAGAAGGACCGUUCGAAGGUCGACCUAAAGAUGAUUAUAAACCAACCAGAGGCGAAAGAGUUGAUGUUAAGAGGCCUGAAGAUAAUCUGAGACCAGAAGGUCCAUUCGAAGGACGUCCAAAGGAUGACUUCACACCAAAAACUGCUGAACGUCCGGAAGUAAGGCGGCCACAGGAUAAUUUGAGACCCGAAGGUCCGUUCGAAGGUAGACCUAAAGAUGAUUAUAAACCAACCAGAGGCGAAAGAGCUGAUGUUAAGAGACCUGAAGAUAAUCUGAGACCUGAAGGUCCAUUCGAAGGACGUCCAAAGGAUGACUUCACACCAAAAACAGCUGAACGUCCGGAAGUGAAGAGGCCACAGGACAAUUUGAGACCGGAAGGACCAUUCGAAGGACGUCCAAAGGAUGAUUUUUCACCCAAACGAGGUGAAAGACCAGAAGUUAGACGACCUGAAGAUAAUUUGAGACCAGAAGGACCUUUCGAAGGCAGACCCAAGGAUGAUUACAAACCAACCAGAGGCGAAAGAGCUGAUGUUAAGAGGCCUGAAGAUAAUCUGAGACCCGAAGGACCAUUCGAAGGACGUCCAAAGGAUGACUUCACACCAAAAACAGCUGAACGUCCGGAAGUGAAGAGACCACAGGACAAUUUAAGACCGGAAGGUCCGUUCGAAGGUAGACCUAAAGAUGAUUAUAAACCAACCAGAGGCGAAAGAGCCGAUGUUAAGAGGCCUGAAGAUAAUCUGAGACCCGAAGGACUGUUCGAAGGGCGUCCAAAGGAUGACUUCACACCAAAAUUAGCUGAACGUCCAGAAGUGAAGAGGCCACAGGACAAUUUGAGACCGGAAGGACCAUUCGAAGGACGUCCAAAGGAUGACUUUUCACCCAAACGAGGUGAAAGACCAGAAGUUAGAAGACCUGAGGAUAAUUUGAGACCAGAAGGACCUUUCGAUGGCAGACCCAAGGAUGAUUACAAACCAACCAGAGGCGAGAGAGCCGAUGUUAAGAGGCCUGAAGAUAAUUUGAGACCCGAAGGACCGUUCGAAGGACGUCCAAAGGAUGAUUUCACGCCAAAAACAGCUGAACGUCCGGAAGUGAAGAGGCCACAGGACAAUUUAAGACCGGAAGGUCCGUUUGAAGGACGCCCAAAGGAUGAUUUUUCACCCAAACGAGGUGAAAGACCAGAGGUUAGAAGACCUGAGGAUAAUUUGAGACCGGAAGGGCCGUUUGAAGGUCGACCGAAAGAUGAUUUCUUGCCGAAAACGGCGGAAAGGCCAGAAGUGAGAAGACCUCAGGAUAAUUUAAGACCUGAAGGACCAUUCGAAGGACGACCCAAGGAUGAUUAUGUACCAACCAGAGGCGAACGUGCGGAUGUGAAACGUCCAGAAGAUAAUUUGAGACCAGAGGGUCCGUUCGAAGGGAGACCUAAAGAUGAUUUCUCACCGAAAACAGCUGAACGUCCAGAGGUAAAGAGACCACAAGAUAAUUUGAGACCGGAAGGUCCAUUCGAAGGACGUCCUAAGGAUGAUUUCACACCGAAAACAGCUGAACGUCCUGAAGUCAGAAGACCGCAGGACAAUCUUCGCCCUGAAGGACAGUUUGAAGAUCGACCAAGACUUGAAUAUACCCCUGGUGAAAGACGUACACCUAUUAAACAUCCAGAUAACUUGUAUCCGGAAGGAGAAUUCGAGAGACCAUCGCCUGUUCCUUAUGGUCCCGGUGAAAGAGCGCCGAUUGUCCGACAUCCGGAUGAGCUGUUUCCUGAAGGCGAUUUUCCAGGUAGAGAACGUGUUCCAUUCGUCCCAGCUGAACGUAGGACACCCAUUAAACACGACGAUAACCUUCGUCCUGAGGGUCCUUUCGAAGGAAGACCUAAGGAUGAUUAUAAACUAACGAGAGGUGAACGAGCUGAUGUAAAGCGUCCUCAAGAUAACUUGAAACCGGAGGGUCCAUUUGAAGGAAGGCCUAAAGAUGAUUACAAACCAACCAGAGGUGAGCGUGCGGACGUGAAACGUCCAGAAGAUAAUUUGAGGCCAGAGGGUCCGUUCGAAGGAAGACCUAAAGAUGAUUUCUCACCGAAAACAGCGGAAAGGCCAGAAGUUAGAAGGCCUCAAGAUAACUUGCGACCUGAAGGUCCAUUCGAAGGACGUCCUAAGGAUGAUUUCACGCCGAAAACAGCUGAACGUCCGGAAGUCAGAAGACCACAGGACAAUCUUCGACCUGAAGGACAGUUUGAAGAUCGGCCAAGACACGAAUAUACUCCUGCUGAAAGACGUACACCUAUUAAACAUCCAGAUAACUUGUAUCCAGAAGGAGAAUUCGAGAGACCAUCGCCUGUUCCUUAUGGUCCCGGUGAAAGAGCACCGAUUGUCCGACAUCCGGAUGAACUGUUUCCUGAAGGCGAUUUUGCAGAUAGAGAACGUGUUCCAUUCGUCCCAGCUGAACGUAGAACGCCUAUUAAGCACGAUGAUAACCUUCGGCCGGAGGGUCCCUUCGAAGGAAGACCUAAAGAUGAUUUCUCACCGAAAACAGCUGAACGUCCGGAAGUGAGGAGACCUCAGGACAAUUUGAGACCAGAAGGUCCUUUCGAAGGAAGACCUAAAGACGAUUACAAACCAACUAGAGGAGAACGUGCCGACGUAAAACGUCCUGAAGAUAAUUUGAAACCUGAAGGACCCUUCGAAGGUCGUCCAAAAGAUGAUUUCUCUCCAAAAACAGCCGAACGUCCCGAAGUUCGAAGACCUCAAGACAAUUUGUAUCCUGAAGGCGAAUUUGAAAGACCAGAAAAGCCUACGGUUGGUCCAGCAGAGAAACGUACACCGAUCAAACAUCCGGACAACCUCAAACCCGAAGGAGAAUUCGUUGGUAAGCCUAAAGAUGAUUUCACUCCGACUAAAGGCGACAGAGCUGUUGUUAAAAGACCCGAAGACAAUUUGAAACCAGAAGGUCCAUUCGAGGGCAGGCCUAAGGACGACUAUCGACCGGUUCAUGGUGAACGAAUGGAUAUCAUCAGACGCACGGACAACCUUCGAAUGGAAGGUAACAUCGAAACUUACAGAUCAAGAGACGAAUAUACGGACUUCUUAAUUCGUGAGAGGGCCGAAGUUACCAAGUAUCAAGACAAUUUGCGUAUGGAAGGUGAAUUUAUCGAUGUUAGGACCAGAGACGAUUUUAAGGUUGUAAGGGGCGAGAGAGUUGAUAUCGUGAAGCAUCCUGACAAUUUGAGACCGGAAGGUCCAUUCGAGGGUCGUCCAAAGGACGAUUAUUCUCCUAAGAGAGCAGAGAGGCCGGAAGUAAAGAGACCAGAAGAUAAUCUCAAACCAGAAGGAGAAUUUAUUGGCAGACCAAAAGAGGAAGCGCCUAAACAAGGCGAGAGGACUCCGAUUAAGAAACCUAAAGACAAUUUGCGACCUGAAGGGGAAUUUGAGAGGCCAGAGAAGCAACCAGUUGGUCCUGCUGAAAAGAGAACUCCGAUCAAACAUGCUGAUAAUUUGAAACCCGAAGGGGAAUUUGAAAGACCUAAACCAGAAGAGUUUAAACCCGCAGAAAGGCCAAUUGUCAAGAAACCAACAGACAAUCUAAAACCAGAAGGAGACUUCGUUGGUCGGCCCAAAGAGGAAGCACCGCGAAAGGGCGAAAGAGCGGACGUAAAGAGACCAAGAGACAAUUUAUAUCCUGAAGGAGAAUUCGAAGUUCCAGAGAGGAAGCCUGUUGGUCCAGCUGAGAGAAGAACACCGAUCAAACACGAGGAUAAUUUGCGCCCUGAAGGUGAUUUCGAAAGACCGCAACCUGAAAAAUUCAGACCUGCCGAAAGACCAGUUGCAAAGAGACCUCAAGACAACUUGAAACCUGAAGGAGAAUUUAUUGGGCGACCAAAGGAAGAGUCACCGACCAAGGGAGAGAGAGCCGAUGUUAAGAGACCAGAAGAUAACCUGAAACCAGAAGGUACUUUCGAAAGACCUGAGAAGCAACCCUUAGGGCCAGCUGAGAAACGUACUCCCAUUAAACAUCCUGAUAACUUGAAACCUGAAGGCGACUUUAUCGGAAAACCAAAAGAAGAAGCUCCUAAACGUGGAGAACGCGCAGAUAUUAAGAGGCCACAGGAUAAUCUACGUCCAGAAGGUGAAUUUGAGAAGCCAGAAAAAUCUCCAGUGAAACCUGCUGAGAGAAGAUCUCCGAUUAAGCAUCCCGAUAAUUUGAAACCUGAAGGAGAAUUCGUUGGUAGACCAAAGGACGAUUACAAACCGACUAGAGGAGAACGCGCCGAUGUUAAAAGACCCGAGGAUAAUCUUAAGCCCGAGGGACCAUUCGAAGGUCGUCCUAAAGACGAUUUUGUCCCCGUUCGUGGUGAACGAGUAGAUAUCGUCAGACGUACGGACAACUUGCGAAUGGAAGGAAACAUAGAGACUUACAGGUCCAGAGAUGAAUAUACGGACUUCUUAAUUCGCGAAAGAGCCGAGGUCACUAAGUAUCAGGAUAAUUUGCAUAUGGAGGGCGAGUUCACUGAUAUCAGAACGAGGGACGAUUUCAAAGUAGUGAAAGGAGAGCGUGUAGAUAUCGUGAAACAUCCGGAUAAUCUGAAACCGGAAGGUCCGUUCGAGGGUCGACCGAAAGACGAUUACUCACCUAAAAAAGCGGACAGACCAGAGAUCAAAAAACCAGAGGACAACCUGAAACCCGAGGGAGAAUUCGAAAGACCUGAAAAGAAACCUUUUGGUCCAGCGGAAAGACGUUCACCUAUAAAACACGAUGACAAUUUGAAACCUGAAGGUGAAUUUAUCGGACGUCCGAAGGAACAGGCACCGAAGAAAGGUGAAAGAGCAGAUGUGAAGAAGCCAAAGGACAAUUUGAAACCAGAAGGUACCUUUGACAGGCCAGAGAAGAAGCCGAUGGGCCCUGCUGAAAGGCGCAGUCCCAUUAAACAUCCGGAUAAUUUAAAAACACAGGGAGAAUUCGUUGGUCGUCCUAAGGAAGAAACGCCAUUGAAGGGCGAACGUGCGGAUAUUACCAGGCCGAAGGAUAAUCUAAAACCGGAAGGGGAAUUCCAGAGACCGCAGAAGUCGCCUGUUGGUCCAGCCGAGAAGAGAACGCCUAUACGUCACGAAGACAAUCUUCAUCCUGAAGGAGAAUUCGUAGGAAGACCUAAAGACGAUUUUACUCCAAAACGGGUUGAUAGGCCGGUUCAGAAGAAGCCAAAGGAUAACUUGAAACCGGAGGGUGAAUUCAUAGGCAAGCCUAAGGAUGAUUAUAAGCCUACAAAGGGCGAGAGAACAGAGAUAGUCGUUCACAGAGAUAAUUUGAAAAUGGAGGGUGAUAUGGAUGUACGUCGGUCAAGAGACGAUUACAAGACGAUCACCAAGGUGGAAAGAGUCGAUGUAGUUCGUCGGGAGGAUAACCUGAAGAUGGAGGGUGAGUUUGUGGAUAUUCGAAGACGAGAUGACUACAAAGUAACGCGCGGUGAACGCAGCGAGAUUAUCAGACACGAAGAUAAUUUGAGACCUGAAGGAGAAUUCGAGAGACCCGAUACGUGUCCGAUUGGUCCAGCUGAGAGAAGAACGCCUAUCAAGCAUCCUGAUAAUUUGAAACCUGAAGGCCAAUUCGCUCAACGUCCUAAAGCUCCUACGCCAACCAAAGGAGAAAGGGCUCCGAUUAAGAAACCUAAAGAUAACCUCAGACCCGAAGGAGAAUUCGACAGACCCGAGAAGGCGCCUGUUGGUCCUGCAGAGAGAAGAACACCGAUCAAACAUCCUGAUAAUUUGCACCCAGAAGGAGAUUUUAUUGGAAGGCCGAGACAAGACACGCCAACUAAAGGAGACCGAGCUGACGUGAAGAAACCAAAGGACAAUUUACAUCCUGAAGGUGAUUUUGCUAAACGAACGCCUCAGAAGGUUGGUCCAGCCGAGAGACGCACACCGAUUCGUCACGAGGACAAUCUUCAUCCCGAAGGAGACUUCUAUAUGGUGCCUAAAGACGAUUUUACACCUAAGAGAGGCGAACGAGCGCCAGUUAGAAAGCCACAAGAUAAUCUGAAGCCAGAAGGCGAAAUGGAUGUCAGUCCAUCUUCUAAAGAUGACUAUAGACAUGUGAACGGAGAACGAAUGGAAGUUCGUCGACGCGAGGAUCAUCUGAGAAUGGAAGGAGAGAUAGACGUUCGUAGAUCCAGGGACGAUUACAAGAAGAUCACGAAGGUGGAAAGGGUGAAUGUUAGGAAGCACGAGGAUAACCUCAAGAUGGAAGGUGAAUUUAUCGACGUACGCAGGAAAGAUGAUUACACGUACGUAAUCGGCGAACGUACGCCGGUUAAGAAGCAUCCUGACAAUCUUCGACCGGAAGGAGACUUCGAAAGGCCUGGAAAAUCUCCCCUGGGACCAGGUGAAAGACGUUCACCUAUUAAACAUCCCGAUAACCUGAGACCAGAAGGUGAUUUCGAGCGUAGAACACCGGAGAAGGUUGGUCCGAUAGAACGUCGAUCUCCGAUUCGUCAUGUGGACAAUUUGAAACCAGAAGGAGACUUUGUCGGAAGACCUCGCGACGAUUUCACACCGAAGAGAGGAGAAAGAGCGGAGGUAAUUCGUCGAGAGGAUAACUUGAAGAUGAUCGGCGAGUUCCAAGACUCCACUUCCCAGAGAUCCACGUAUACGGUCGUUCGUGGAGAACGCGCUGAGAUUAAACGUCAUGAGGAUAAUUUGAAGGUGAGCACAGGUGCUAUGGAAACGAAGACAACCUCCAGAGACACGUUUACGCCGGCUAAGAAAGAAGUUUCUCCGCCUGGUAGAGCUGUAACUCGCAGACAUCAUAUGGAGUCUUCGAUUACCUUGGGAGACGACACUUCUACGAUGUCUACGACUACUCAAAGAAACUACAACACAUUCACCAAACGCACUGCCAAGGAAGUUGCCGCAAAGAUAAGCAGCAUGGAAACAGAUAGCAGAAGAAGCGUUUCAACUGAAUCGAAGACCGUAGAAAAUGGAACGACGAUUACGACUACGAAGAGAACGAGUGGAGAGAGAAUCUCAUCGGCUCAGAACGUUCAGCACCAAUCUCAGCGCGUGAUAACGGAGCAUCGUGCCAUACAACCCGAUGGUCCUCAUCCAGACUCUAGAAAGUCUUUGUCGCCUGUUUCAGGCAAUCAGCACUACAUAAGCGAACACCAUCAAAGAGCACAAUCAAGCGAAAGACAUUUGAGAUCGCAGAACAUGACUCAAACGCGACGAGUUAUCGACGACAGGUCUCUCACGGAUGUGCAAAACCACCAGGGUGUCAUGGUCGAUGGAAGAUACAGCGAACAACAGAGGCAGCAAAUCGAAAAACAUCAGCAAGAGACAAGCAAAAGGGACUACGUUAACACUCAACACAUCGAGUCUCGACAGACUGCAACUAGACAGAAGCAGCAACACGAACAGCACACAGUUUCCAGCCAAGCUCGCUAUAAUUCCAACCAGACGAGCAGUGCCGAGUUCAGGCAAGCCAUCAGCGGCCAAUCUAUGGAGAAAUUGCAAAUGGACGGUGCUGUGACGAAGACCAGUCACCACAGGAAGAACGUAAUCUCUUCAUCGUCCGCGGACGUUACUAACUCGGUUCUUCACAGACGCAGAGCCACUUCUUCCACGGAGGCUCUUCACACGAUCUCUUCUACAGCCGCUGAUCAAAAGAAGAGUAUCUCGAAUUUGGCAGAGAGCGGCCAGUACAUCAGCAAUUCGAGUCAGAGCAGCGAUCGACGUAGUUUGACCUCUUUACAUCGCAGCACUAAAGAAGGAAAUCCUUGGGCGUCGUCGACCUACGAACGUCCACAGAGAAUCGUUCGCCAGGACAAUUUAACAGUAGGUGGCAAGUUCUAUUCGCACAGCGAGGCGAAGAAUUAUGGAAAUUUCACCAGUCAGAAGGUAGAAAGAGUACAGAGACAGACGAACGUCUCGCAUAUCAAUUUAGGAGAUGGAAGCAUGGUGACUUCGAGCAUGUACAAGAAGGAGUACACGCCCAGACACAAAGGACCGUGUCCUGCGGCGCUUAUCGAGGCCAAACAGACGCCUUUCAAGCACACCAGAGACACGCAGAAGCACAAGUUCUAUAUGCCCGUCAUCUCUAAUUAAAAUAAGUUUCCUUUUCUGCCAUAGAGAUUAUAUUAUAAAAGCAACUGUAACAAUGGGAAGGUUUCAAGAUAUUAUUUGUUUCUUUUCGCGAGGUUUUUCAGAAUACUUAGUAUUUUCUUCUGGAUGAAGCGUACAGUACUGGUCGGAAAUUUGGAAUCAUUGUAAUUCAAUGAUUUAAGAAUUUUGCGUUAACCGGGAAAGUUCUCUCGUUAAAGAUUUAUCAAAGCGAAAGGAAUCAUUAUGGAUAUUUACAGUAUUAAUUUCGAUCGAUAUCGAAACCGGUAGAGUCCGAGAUUUAAAAAAAGAAAUCUCGGCUGAGAAUUUUCUAUUAUUUUGAAAACUUGUUUCGCUAAAUAUUUAUUCAAAUAACGGAAAUUGCUGUUAAUACGUAAAGCGUGGAUUUCAAAGUAACAUGACAAUUGGCGAAAAUUUCGAUGUAAACGCAACUAAGAAAGUACGUAAUUCCAAAUUUGUGAUCGGUAGCGUACACUCCAAACAUCGGAGGUUCGUUAUACGUCUCGAUUGGGAUUAGGUCUAAGCUAAAUUUGCGGGCUGUGAUGAACUCGUGUCGUUCGAUAUUUAUUUCGUCAAGAAUCUCUAGAUAUCCCUUUCGUCGCUCUGCAAUCGGCGUGAUCGUUGCAACAGAGGAUCGAUACCGACAUAUGGAACUGCGUGAAUUACUUAUAAAAGUACACUUUUAUGCGCGUAAACAUAUACAUACAUAAAAUAUAUACAUACACACAUAUGCAUAUAUCCGUACCAUGUCAAUAUAAUAGUUUUAUCCUUCGAAAAGGAUAAGGUGAGCGCGAUGUUGAAAAAAGUUCUUCGUCGAUAUAAAAAUAGUUAUCGAUCAAAAAAAAAAAAAAAAAAAUGGCUAAUGAUACUUGAACUGAGAGAUGCGGAUGUGAGAUGACAUACAGAUGAAAAAUCGAGUUAAGAUUUAUUUUCACCUUAAGCCACGUGUAUUACAAAGCAAUAACUAGAGCUUAAAUCCGUGAUACGGACGAAUCUGAUUGAAACAUCAGGUUCGACCGAUAUUUAGAAUAGAUGCGACGAUUCAAGUCGCACGUAACGUUCUUUCUCGACCAGCUUCGUUUUUAUAUUUAUCCGUUUCUUUCGCCUUGCUGACAAAUAGACUGCGGAUGCUUAUGCAUUUGUGGACAAUUUAACAGUAGGAAAAUGCAUAUAACGCGUGGGAACAUCUGACAUAUCCGUCACAGGUGACAAAUGCGAUCGAUUUUUUUUAUAAUAAAGCAAAUUUAUAUCAAAACUGUCCUUCGCGCAUGAUUUUCAGGCUAUUGUCGUUUUCCUGGAAUUCCGUUAAAUUAGCUGAUAUUCCUUCUUUACGAUACAUCCAACGAAUAUUAUUGGGAAACUUACACGUAUCUGCGAAUCUACAUAUCAAGUAAUGCCUUUCUUUAACUAUUUCAUAUCGAAACGAGAUUCUUCGUUUUAAAAAAUAUAUGAAAUCGUAUGAUAAAAAUCGGAAAAUAAAAAAAAAGACAACGGACUUGUCAUACUUUUCCCCCGUAGUCCUCGUAUUUAUCGAAUGAAAAAGAAAUCUUACGUUGCAUCAUUCUACUACUUGUGCUCGUAGAAAGUAUGAAAAUAUCAAUUACAGUAUAAACAUCCACAGUCUACCGAUAUCAUCCCCCGUUCUCUAUGUUUCCUUUAACAACCCCGUGAUUUACAUUAACCCUCAGUAUCGUUCGAAUAGACGAGUCAUGUACGUUGCGACGUUAACAUUUCCGACAGGGCUUCGCGAAGAAGUCGAGCGUUUUCCGGUUUCAUCGGUUCGUUCGACGCUACGAUGCUUGUUCCCAUUAUGGAACGAAUUAUUAUAUUAUUAAUUUUUUGUUUCCUAUUUUUUUUAUUCUUCCGCCUUUUUAUUUUGAUCCGUUUACACCAGGUGUUAUGUGUUGUCGAUCGAAUAAAAAUGUUUCGCAAUUACUUCUUGACCUUGCAUUUCCCCUCCUCGAGUACCACUUCGGUUAUUCUUUGACUCUUCUUUCAAUUGUAUUUUAUAUAUUCAAUCGCAUUUAGUCCUUUCGAUAACAUUUAGAUCGUAAUAGAUGAUCGUCUGGUAGGUGAUAGAUUAUACGCGUAGGUGUAUGAUUACACGUAACUGCACUCGAGUCACGAAACAAGAUUUUCUUUUCACCAGACCAAGAGCUGUUCGCGAGGAAUGUGAACAACGAGAGCUCCAUGGACUUGGCUACAGUUUCUUUUAUCUUAUUCGAAGACCACGAGGAAAGAAUACGAUAAGCGGUGUAUAUCUUUAAACCUGAGAAAUCGUGUCGCUUCUUAGCCGCCAGCUGACAUCGAGAAACUAAGAGCUCGGUAAAAAUAAACUUGUCACGUUUUCCCCGUGUGCUCUUCGUUUUCCUACACGUAUAACUAACUCGUUCUGUUAACCUGAUUUAAGCAGAUGAUUACACGUUCAAGUUAUAUUUUAUGCGUUUAGCCUUUUCUUACUAAUUCUACAGCGAACGAUAAACAACUCGAGUAUGUAUACUAAGAUUUACGUAUCAUCGAGUGAAAGAAUUCUAUCGUAACACUUACGGAAACAAACAGGAUCACGAUGACACCGAUCGCAUUAAGAUUUUGUAAAUACGUGCGAUCGAAUUUAUCGGCGUUGUUAACGAAACUAGAAAGCGACCGUUUGUUAUAAAAUAUUUGUAUCCGAAGUUAUUAUCACGACUUUGUCGAAUGAGUUUUUAACGAUUGUAACAAUGCGGACAAGCGAAAGAGAAGUGAGAAACACCGUUCGAAUAUGGUUCAUGUGUAAGUACGUAUAACGUGUCAUCGUGUGUAAUUCUUAAUAAAGAAAUUAUUUUCUGUAUCGUAA
This is a messenger RNA of Bombus terrestris (buff-tailed bumblebee), 17357 nucleotides long. RefSeq names its product titin (gene Sdb). The record is from RefSeq and is a predicted model, not a curated record. The coding region runs from base 548 to 14509 and encodes 4653 amino acids. Gene Ontology annotation, molecular function: microtubule binding. Gene Ontology annotation, cellular component: cytoskeleton; axonemal microtubule; centriole. Lineage: Eukaryota; Metazoa; Arthropoda; Insecta; Hymenoptera; Apidae. The transcript has 6 exons. Gene Ontology annotation, biological process: microtubule anchoring.